GUUUCUGUCAUGUAUUCUCUGAUACUCCGUGGGAGAAGGUUGCAGAAAUGUAGACUCUCACUGAAUCUCACUUCCUUCUCCUCCGCUGCUCGCAAAGGUCAGAGCUUUACAGUCUCUUACCUCGUUGCAUCACUGGGUUUCACCCCAAAGCUAGCAGAAUCAAUCUCAAAGAAAGUCAGCUUCAACAACAAGUGUAACCCUGAUUCAGUUCUGAGUCUCUUGAGAACUCACGGCUUCACAGAUUCUCAAAUCUCCACCAUCAUUACAGAUUACCCACUGCUCCUUACACUAGAUGCUGACAAGUCUCUCGCUCCAAAGCUUCAAGCUUUACAGUCAAAAGUAUCUUCACCCUCAGAGCUCACUGAAACCAUCUCGAAAGUUCCAAAGAUCUUGUCAAAGGACAGGUCUUUAAGCGUGUACUAUGACUUCGUUAAAGAGGUCAUGGAAGCGGAUAAGAGCUCAAAGGUGGAAACUUUAUCCCCACAGAGAGGUAAACAAGAGAAUAAACUCAGAAAUGUUUUGGCUUUGAGAGAUCUUGGCGUGCCGCAACGGUUGCUGUUCCCUUUGAUGAUCUCAGAGUGCCCACAUGUAUGUGGGAAAGAGACGUUUCAGGAGUCUCUCAAGAAGGUUCUUGAGAUGGGUUUUGAUCCAACUACGCCUAAGUUUCUUGAAGCGUUGAGGGUUGUCAAGGGGUUGAACAAGGAAGCAAUGGAGGAGAAAGUGAACGUCUAUAAGCGUUUAGGGUUUGCCGUGGAAGAUGUAUGGGUAAUGUUCAAGAAGUUUCCGACUUUCUUGACACUCUCUGAGAGGAAGAUAACUCUGAACUUCGAAACCAUGAGGAAGUGUGGACUGUUGGAAGAGGAAGUCCGGUUAGUGGUGAAGAGGUUUCCUCAGUGCAUUGGUGUUUCAGAGAAGAAUAUAUUGAACUCUGUUGAGACAUUCAUAGGUUUAGGUUUCAGCAGAGAGGAUGUUGCUAUGAUGGUCAAGCGUCUUCCUCCUUGUAUUGGGUAUUCUGUUGAGACGGUUAAGAAGAAGAUCGAGUUUGUUGUGAAGGAGAUGGGUUGGACACUAAAGGCUGUGGCUUCGUAUCCUCAGGUGCUUGGAUACAGCAUGGAGAAGAGGAUGGUACCUAGGUGUAAUGUGAUCAAAGCUCUUAUUGCCAAAGGGUUGAUCAGAAGUGAACUCCCUCCGGUGUCGACUGUUUUGGUAUGUACAGAUCAGGAUUUCUUGAAAAGGUAUGUGAGGAAACAUUAUGAUGAUGAUGAUGAUGAGGAGCUUGUGGCUGAGUUGAUGGGUAUAUUCACUGGAGAAUAAAGCUUCUGAAACUUUUUGUAAGUUUUUUUGCUUAGAUAUUAGUUCAGAGUGAUGAUUGUAGGACCAAUGAGCAAGAGAUGAGUUUCGUUUAUUUAAAGAGGAUUCAUAAUAUUAAACAUUGAAAGGGAAUAAAGAGAGGGUGGGUGAUGAUGCAAAAGGGGCCACCAAGAGUGACAGACUCAGAA
Messenger RNA from Brassica rapa (field mustard), 1499 nucleotides. Its product is annotated as transcription termination factor MTERF15, mitochondrial. Gene Ontology annotation, molecular function: double-stranded DNA binding. Gene Ontology annotation, biological process: regulation of DNA-templated transcription. Lineage: Eukaryota; Viridiplantae; Streptophyta; Magnoliopsida; Brassicales; Brassicaceae. The record is from RefSeq and is a predicted model, not a curated record.